Messenger RNA from Phalacrocorax carbo (great cormorant), 3332 nucleotides. The record is from RefSeq and is a predicted model, not a curated record. Lineage: Eukaryota; Metazoa; Chordata; Aves; Suliformes; Phalacrocoracidae.
GCGGAGCGGAGCGGCGCGGCGCGGCGCGGCGCGGCACACGCGGCGGCAGCUCCCUCCGCAGCCCCGCGCCUCCCCAACCCCGCCGCCGCCACCGCCGCGCCGGGCAUGGCCGCCCCCCGCCGCCGCGCCCCGCGAUAGCCCCCACGACCCGCCGCGUUGCCGAGGUGUUCAUCUCGGUGGGGCCACGCUGACCAUGCUCAGGAGCUUCUGUCUCCAGCUCAUGUCCUUGGUUUGGAUCCUCUUGGCCCAUCACCAGCUUGUGCAAGGUGAUGACUGCAGCGAGCGCUGCAAUCUUGCCCAUGGCUGCUGUGACCAGGAUGGGAAGUGCAGGUGUGAUCCAGGCUGGGAGGGCGAGUACUGCGAGGAGUGUGUGCGUAUGCCAGGGUGUAUCCACGGGACGUGCCACCAGCCUUGGCAGUGCAUCUGUCACACUGGCUGGGCUGGCAAAUUCUGCAACAAAGACAUACAUAUCUGUGAACACCGGUCCCCAUGCCAGAACGGGGCUCAGUGCAUCUAUGAUCGAGACGGAGAAUAUUCUUGCCUGUGUCCAGAAGGCUUCCACGGGAAGGACUGUGAGAUGAAGACGGGGCCAUGUGAGAAGGCAGGGUCUCCAUGCAAGAAUGGGGGGCAGUGUCAAGAUGAAAAUGGCUUUGCCAGCAAUUUCACCUGCCGGUGCCUCGCUGGCUUUGUGGGGGCUUUCUGUGAGAACGACGUGGAUGACUGCCUGAUGCGUCCCUGUGCCAAUGGUGCCACCUGCCAUGAUGGGAUCAACCGCUUCUCCUGCCAGUGCCAGGUGGGCUUUGAAGGGCGUUUCUGCACCAUCAACAUCAACGACUGUGCCAGCCAGCCGUGCAAAAACGGGGCAAAGUGCUAUGACCGCAUCAAUGACUAUGACUGCCUGUGUCCUGACCGUUUCACUGGCAAAACCUGUGAGAUCUCCAUCCCUGAGCCCACCUGGGCUCCCCUCUACCACCCUGCGAACCAUGAGAAUGACGGGGGCGUGAAAAGCACCACCAGCGAGGUGCCAGGGGUGACGCACAUGGAGCCUGUCAGGACCGUGGUGACAGGGCGGCGCGUGGCCAACCACAGCGAGAAAGAGCCAGGGGGAGGGUUAUUGAAAAUCUCUGUGAAGGAGGUGGUGACCCAGAGGGACUCAGGGCUGAGUGAAGCCCAGCUGGUGACAGUGCUGGUGUUCGGGGUGCUGACGGCACUGCUCGUCCUCAUCACCAUCCUGCUGAUGCUGAGGAACUGGCAGAGGAGCCGUCAGAGGUCAAACUGGUGCCAAAGCCCUUCUCAGGCUGCAAGGAAGCUCCAAGACCAGGAGUGUCAAGUGGGCAUGCUCAACACCAUCCUGAUCGAGCCCAGAAAGACAACAGAGCUGUGAGCUGCGAGGACUCUGAGCUGGGCCCUGGCAGGUUGUGCUGGCAAACCCCUUGAACUGCACCCUGGGGAGCUGUGCCGGCACAAACCGGGCAGUGGGAAAGGGCCCUCCGGGCAGCAAAAGUGUCAACAAAACCCCUGGGCGUCGAGCAUUGGUGCGAUGGCCUGGCCUGGGUCUGAGCUGUCUCCUGCCCGGCCAGCGCAGCUGGCACCCAUGGGCAUCUGAAAGCAGGGCUGUGUUGGGCCAGCCCUGCAGGGGAGCGGCAAUGUGCCGCUUGUGGCAGCCCAUGCCAUGCAGUGCCGGUAUCAUCCGACGUGAACUCUCAGAAACAGGAUGGGUAGUCCUGAGGAGGGCACAGCCUUCUUGCAAGCCCAGAAUCUGUCAGGCCCUUCGUAACUCCUCUCUGUGACUACUGGAAGGAACUUUGUCUCAUUUGCGCUGGUGUUGGGGUGUUUCUUCUGGGGCCUUUGGGACGGUUGUGGCUGCACAGGCCUCCCUGCCCCCAUAUUGGGUAGGAUGGCUCCUGGCUGUUUCUAGAGACUGUCAUUUCAGAUGCCGUGUCCCUAGGGAGCGAGCAAGCACCCUUGCUCUCUGACCUUGUGGUUCUGUGACCCAGUUCAAAGAGACUCUGGAGAUCAUUUGGGGUCUCUUCGUGCCCUUCUUCUGCCCUGGGUGAUGCCCCCUCCUCUUGCUGUCAGACUUGGAGUUACAAACACAUUCUGUACCUUCCUCCUGAUGAUCCAGGGGUCUUCUCCCCCCACCUACCAAGCCAUCCUUUCUGGUCUGGCCAUAAAUGACCAAGCUGCUUCCCCCUCUGCAGUGUGCACUUCUGCCUCAUGGUUUGCUGGCAUGGAGGAGCAUGGCCUGCUCUGCUCUGGGGUCCUCUUGGCCUGAGCUGGUCCUUCUCAUAUACCCUCAUAGGUGAAACUUGGAGAUGGACAAGGCUGGAGAUGUGCUGUGGCUGGUUCAGGAACAAUACAAGAUCCAGAUCCUCCCUUUCCCAGUCACUCUGAGGCAGGCAGCUGGCACUAACCUCAAAUCAGCCAUUGUAGCAUUUCUUGAUACAGCAAAGGCUAAGCUCCCCACAGCAGAUGUGAGGGAAGGCUGCUGAGCCUGGGAUGAUCAUAGGAAGCAGAUACGAUACUGCCUUCUCCACCAUUGCUAAAGCACAGCUAAGAACAGUAGAUAGCUGCGUCACUUAGCCUUUGUACUAGGUCUGCUCCUGCCUGUGCUGGUCCAGUGUGCAGUAAUCAGCAUCUCUGUGCCAGUGCCAGGGUUUUCUGUGCCUCCUCGUGGUCAUGGAGGGCUAAGCAGUGGGGUAAAAAACCACACAACACAAACCGUACUACUGGCCUAUAGGGUUGCAGGGCUGGGUUCAAGAUGGUGUGAAGAGAGUGGACAGAGUGAGCACUGAGCCAGGAAGGAGACCUGGGAGAGGGGACUGGGGCUUCAUCAGAAAGAUUAUUUUUUUAAAACAUGGAUGGAUGAUGUAUCUUUAUCGAAUAAAACAAGUACAAGCCCAGAAACAGUGUAUCAGAGAAUCAUAAAAUCAUUUAGGUUGCAAGGGACCUCUGGACCCCAACCUCCUGCUCUCAGCAGAUCCAGUUAGAUCAGGUUGCUCAGCUACUUGUUCUGGAUGAGUACCUCCAUCAUGUCCCUCAAGAAUGGAAACCCAGAUUGCGGCACAGUUGCUGUCCUGCCCCAUGCUCUGGCUGCAGGGAUGGAGAAGGCUCCUGCAGCCUCAGGGGAAGGAACAGGACCUGCCUGAGGACAGCAUAGCAAAGAUGUGUACCUGCUAGGCAUUGCCUUAAGAGUGUUGCGGAGAAGGGGAAAACCCAAGACUGAGUCCAAGGGUGCUGACAGGAAGAGCAAUUUGGUCCUAAAACUGAAAGCAGCUGUGUGUUUGUGCAGCUGCGAGCAGGGCAGGAGGGAUAAGGAGUUUUUCUUGGAA